AUGGCUGGGGAAGAAGAAAAUGGGCAAGAUCGGUGCACACAAGAUGGGACUGUGGAUCUUAAAGGGAACCCUAUUCUUAGAUCCAAGAGAGGAGGGUGGACAGCUUGUUCUUUCGUUUUUGGCUCCUCCAAGUUACCACCACCAAGGGCGCCACCACUGCCGCCCCUCCCACCACCAACAACCACCAGAAAAGUGUUUAGUUCUCCCGACAUCCCGCUCCUAACCGUCGCCUUCAUCCUGUGUUUGAUGAUGGCAAUAUCGACGGAGUGGUUCCAGGCGGUGCGCUUUCUCAGAUUUGGCUGUGUUGGUGUUGGUGGUGUUGAUAGCGUGGAUGUGGCGGUGGUACUGUGGUUGUGGUGGCUGGUUGGUAGGGAUGCCAUGGUAAUGGAGACAUCGGUGAAGUGGUUUUAG
Molecule: messenger RNA, 411 nt
Organism: Fraxinus pennsylvanica
Lineage: Eukaryota; Viridiplantae; Streptophyta; Magnoliopsida; Lamiales; Oleaceae
Source: the annotation of a GenBank genome assembly